AUGAAGGAGCCUGACGCAAUCAAGCUCUUCAUCGGGCAGAUACCCCGAAACCUGGAGGAGAAGGACCUGAAGCCCAUCUUCGAGCAGUUUGGCAAGAUCUAUGAGUUGACGGUGAUAAAGGACAAAUACACAGGGAUGCACAAAGGAUGUGCCUUCCUGACAUAUUGUGCACGUGAGUCCGCCCUCAAAGCCCAGAAUGCACUGCACGAGCAGAAGACAUUACCAGGGAUGAACCGUCCAAUCCAAGUGAAGCCGGCGGACAGCGAGAGCAGAGGGGAAGACCGGAAGCUGUUUGUGGGCAUGCUGGGGAAGCAGCAGACGGACACGGAUGUGAGGAAGAUGUUCGAGCCGUUUGGCAGCAUAGAGGAGUGCACGGUGCUCCGCGGGCCCGACGGUACCAGCAAAGGGUGUGCAUUUGUAAAGUACCAGAGCAACGCUGAGGCCCAGGCCGCCAUCAACACUCUGCACGGGAGUCGCACUUUACCAGGUGCCUCGUCCAGCCUGGUGGUGAAGUUUGCCGAUUCAGAGAAGGAGCGAGGGCUCCGGCGGAUGCAGCAGGUGGCCUCUCAGCUGGGAGUCAUCAGUCCCAUGACCCUGCACCUCGGGGCCUACAAUGCUUACACGCAGGCUUUGAUGCAGCAGCAGGCCCUGGUGGCGCAGUCGGCCUACCUCUCUCCUGUUGCCACCGUGGCGGCGGUUCAGAUGCAGCAACUCGCCGCCCUCAACCCCAGCAGCAUCAUUGCCACGCCGAUCGCAUCCAUCACCCCCUCCUCAGGUACCAGCACUCCACCCUCCAUGGCAGCCACACCUGUUCCUGCUCUGCCUCCACCACUCAGCUACGCCUCUUUGCCAACUAUGCCCAACGGCCAAUCAGCAACUGAGGCCCUGUACACCAAUGGGGUUCAUGCCUAUCAAGCUCAGAGUCCUGUCCUGGACCCCCUGCAGCAAGCUUAUACGGGCAUGCAGCACUAUACAGCCACCUACCCUGCUGCCUACAGCCUGGUGGGACAGCCGUUCCCCCACCAGCCCACACUGGUGGCUCAGCAGCCGCAGCAGCCGCAGCAACUGCAGCAACGAGAAGGUCCUGAGGGAUGUAACAUCUUCAUCUACCACCUGCCACAGGAGUUCACUGACUCUGAGAUACUGCAGAUGUUCCUUCCUUUCGGAAACGUUAUCUCUGCAAAGGUUUUUGUGGACCGCGCCACCAACCAGAGUAAAUGCUUUGGUUUUGUGAGUUUUGACAACCCAUCAAGCGCCCAGACUGCCAUCCAGGCCAUGAACGGCUUCCAGAUCGGCAUGAAGAGACUGAAGGUGCAGCUGAAGAGGCCCAAGGAUGCCAACAGGCCUUACUGAAGGAGGAAAACCUAAGAGUUCAAUCAAGAAAACCACUUGGGAUGUCCCAGCCUUUUUUGGUUGUUUGACCAACCGUAUAGCACAGGAGCAACACUUCACAAAAAGCAGUAUCACGUGUAUGCGCUUUCAAAAAAACAACAGACAACAGCAGUAAUAUCAGCAACAAAAUACUACAGAAUCCGCAUCCGCAAUAUCAGAAGUGCUCCAGAUUUCCUAUCAUUCCAGCGCUGGAUUCAUUUAUAUUAUGUACAUACUCUAUUGUCAGCAACAAGAUCUACAUGUUAAGAAAAAGCAUAUCACUGAUGUUAUUCUCCUGAACAGGGUUCUACUGUAUAGUGUGAUUUGUGGUCUAUGGCAUUAAAAGAAGGCCAGUCUACACAGCCGGAGGUGAAAAGAAAAUACUAUUCUGUAUUAUUACCAUUGGUAAUAUUGUUAUGUAGAGUUAGUUUUAUUAUUUAUACGUAAAUUAAAAUCAUGGGGUAAUUAAACUGGAAGAGAUUUGAAUUUCCUCUCACUGUACAUACCUUGGUUUUAAAGGAGUUUAAGGACUUCACCAGUUAAGAUUCUCUGCUGCCACUACUUUUCAAAUUAUCAAA
Molecule: messenger RNA, 1949 nt
Organism: Anoplopoma fimbria (sablefish)
Lineage: Eukaryota; Metazoa; Chordata; Actinopteri; Perciformes; Anoplopomatidae
Gene: celf3a
Product: cugbp, Elav-like family member 3a
Exons: 13
Coding region: 1-1353 (450 amino acids)
Biological process (GO): regulation of alternative mRNA splicing, via spliceosome; mRNA splice site recognition
Cellular component (GO): ribonucleoprotein complex; nucleus; cytoplasm
Molecular function (GO): mRNA binding
Source: RefSeq, a predicted model, not a curated record